Molecule: messenger RNA, 1914 nt
Organism: Musca vetustissima
Lineage: Eukaryota; Metazoa; Arthropoda; Insecta; Diptera; Muscidae
Gene: rump
Product: myelin expression factor 2
Exons: 5
Coding region: 37-1869 (610 amino acids)
Cellular component (GO): cytoplasm; nucleus
Molecular function (GO): mRNA binding
Source: RefSeq, a predicted model, not a curated record
UUAUUUUCUGUGUAGAGCUUCAACAUUUCGGACAAUAUGGAUAACAACGCCGGUGUUGAGAACCGUGAAAAAGAGCGCGAGCGUCGUGGACGGGCACGUGGAACACGCUUUUCUGAUGCAGAUACAUCCUCUGCUGCCGGUGCUGGAAAUCGUGACCGCAGCCGUGAACAGCGACGCAAUUGUCGCAUCUACAUAUCCAAUAUACCCUACGAUUAUCGUUGGCAAGAUCUGAAAGAUUUGUUUAGACGCGUUGUGGGUUCUGUGGAAUAUGUUGAAUUGUUCCACGAUGAAAAUGGCAAAGCCCGUGGCUGUGGUAUUGUCGAAUUCAAAGAUCCCGAUAAUGUCCAAAAGGCAUUGGAGAAAAUGAAUCGUUACGAAGUGAAUGGUCGUGAAUUGGUGGUAAAGGAAGAUCAUGGUGAACAGCGUGACCAAUGUGGACGUAUAAUUCGUGAUGGUGGUGGCGGUGUCGGCGGCGGCGGUAUGGGUGGUGGUCGUGGUGGCGGCAACGAUGGAGGCUAUGGUGGCGGUGGUAGACGAGAUGACGAUCGAUCAUCUGGUCGUAAUAAUUAUAACAUGAUGUCUAAUGAUUUUGUAAACCCAGCGGCGAAUUAUAAUUAUUAUGGGCUUUCAGCGUCGUUUUUGGAGAAUCUUGGCAUAACUGGACCUUUGCAUAAUAAAGUUUUCGUUGCUAAUCUUGACUAUAAAGUGGAUACUAAAAAACUCAAACAAGUAUUCAAAUUGGCUGGCAAAGUACAGAGUGUUGACUUAUCUGUAGACAAGGAUGGUAAUAGCCGUGGUUUUGCCGUUAUUGAAUAUGACCAUCCCGUGGAAGCUGUCCAGGCGAUAUCUAUGUUGGAUCGUCAAAUGUUGUAUGACCGCCGUAUGACCGUACGUUUGGAUCGCAUCCCUGACAAGGGUGAAAGCAUUAAAUUACCCGAAGGUUUGGGUGGUGUUGGCAUCGGACUGGGUCCCAAUGGUGAACCACUAAAAGAUGUUGCCCGCAAUUUGCCAAAUGCCAAUCAAAAUUGUAAUGCACCCCAGCAAAUGGGUGUAAACAAUGGCAACAUGGGCGGCGGUGGUAUGAAUGUUGGCGGCGGUAUGGGUGGUAAUGGCGGCGGCAUGGGUAUGGGCAAUGCUGGACCCAAUGUUGGCGGUAUGUUUGGCAACAAUGGCGGUGUACAACAGCCAGCACCUGUUGCACCAGUUGGUAAUAAGGCCCAAGGAAAUUUGCCGUUAAAUGCUAAUUCCGGUCUCAAUUUGGCAGCUCUAACCAAUGUUGUUGGUGGUUUGGGUGCUGCUCUCUCUAAUCCCCUAUUGACCACAUCGCUCAAUAAUUUGGGCAUUAACUUGGGUCAAGGACAAGGUGGUGGCAAUGAUGAUGCCUUGGCAGCUGGUAAUUCUGGCCUAUCCAAUAACUAUAGCACCGGAGGCAAUAAUUAUAGUUCUGGCUUUGGUAACUCAUCGGGUUUUAAUGCACCGGCCGGAAACUCUGGUGGAGGAGGGGGCGGCUUUAAUGCCUACAACAGUGGCAGUGGAGGCGGUAAUGCCGGACCAUCAUUAGAUGGUGACUACGGUUCGGGUAAUGCUCUCGAUAUGUACGGCUCUGGUGGUGGUGGCGGUAAUGUCGGCAAUAAUGCUGGAAAUGUACGCAAAUCAGACACAAUCAUAAUUAAAAAUAUACCCCUGAGCUGUACUUGGCAAACACUUAGAGAUAAAUUCAGAGAUGUUGGUGAGGUAAAAUUCGCUGAAAUUCGUGGCAAUGAUUUGGGUGUGGUACGUUUCUUUAAAGAAAGAGAUGCAGAACUUGCCAUAGCUCUUAUGGACGGUUCACGCAUGGAUGGACGUACAAUUAAAGUAACGUAUUUCUAAAAUUCAUUCAACUCCAUCCUCCCACCUGCCACGGCUUCGUUUACA